GGGCGCGCGCCGGGAGCUGCUGGGCUGCGGCGGCGGCGGCGGCGGCGACGGCGGCGGCAGCGACGGUUACUAUGGCGGAGUCGUUCGGAGCCUCCUCCUUCCUCCUCCUGGUCUUCCUCCUGCUGGAGGGCGGCGGCGGCGCCGGGCCCCGCGGGACCCAGGCUCUGAUAUGUUCAUGUACAAACUGUGUGAACACCAACUACACGUGCGAAACAGAUGGGGUCUGCAUGGUUUCCAUUUCCAACAUGGAUGGGAUGGAGCACCAUUCUCGAACCUGUAUCCCCCAGGCUGAGCUCGUGCCCGUAGGAAAGCCCUUCUACUGCCUCAGUUCAGAUCAUGUUCGAAACACACACUGCUGCCACACGGACUUCUGUAACAAGAUUGACCUAAGGGUGCCCAGUGGUCACCUGAAGGACACCCCAUCCAUGUGGGGUCCUGUGGAGCUGGUCGCUGUCAUUGCAGGCCCAGUGUUCCUCCUUUUUCUCAUCAUCAUUGUCGUCGUCUUUGUUAUUCACCAUCAUCAACGGGUUUAUCACAACCGCCAGCGGCUGGACAUGGAAGAUCCCUCUUGUGAAAUGUGUCUGUCCAAAGACAAGACACUUCAGGAUCUUGUCUACGAUCUGUCUACUUCAGGGUCUGGCUCAGGGUUACCACUCUUUGUCCAGCGCACAGUGGCUCGUACAAUUGUCCUACAGGAGAUCAUAGGCAAGGGCCGAUUUGGGGAAGUAUGGCGUGGCCGGUGGAGGGGUGGAGAUGUGGCUGUGAAAAUUUUCUCUUCCCGGGAAGAACGGUCUUGGUUUCGAGAAGCGGAAAUAUACCAGACUGUCAUGUUGCGUCAUGAAAAUAUUCUUGGAUUUAUUGCUGCUGACAAUAAAGAUAAUGGUACUUGGACCCAGCUGUGGCUUGUUUCUGAUUAUCACGAACAUGGUUCCUUGUUUGAUUAUCUUAACCGGUAUACAGUGACUAUCGAGGGGAUGAUUAAGCUGGCCUUGUCUGCUGCUAGUGGGUUGGCACACCUGCACAUGGAGAUUGUAGGUACCCAGGGGAAGCCUGGAAUUGCACAUAGAGACUUGAAAUCAAAGAACAUCUUGGUGAAGAAAAAUGGAAUGUGUGCAAUCGCUGACUUGGGCCUUGCUGUCCGUCAUGAUUCAAGCACUGAUACUAUCGACAUCGCCCCAAAUCAAAGGGUGGGGACCAAGAGAUAUAUGGCCCCUGAAGUGCUGGAUGAAACCAUCAACAUGAAACACUUUGAUUCCUUCAAAUGUGCUGAUAUUUAUGCCUUAGGGUUGGUGUAUUGGGAGAUUGCCCGAAGAUGCAAUUCAGGAGGAAUCCAUGAGGAAUAUCAGCUCCCAUAUUAUGAUCUUGUGCCCUCGGACCCUUCCAUUGAGGAAAUGCGGAAGGUAGUAUGUGACCAAAAGCUGCGGCCCAACAUCCCCAACUGGUGGCAAAGUUAUGAGGCGUUACGGGUGAUGGGAAAGAUGAUGCGAGAGUGCUGGUAUGCCAAUGGUGCGGCACGCCUGACUGCCCUGCGCAUUAAGAAGACUCUUUCACAGCUCAGUGUGCAAGAAGAUGUGAAGAUCUAGUCCCUUCCCUACCCCGUCCAUAUGAAGCUCUGGGCAUCCAGAACCACACAGAAACCUGCCAUGCUAGAGGGUAAUGGAGGCCUACCUCUCGUUUCUGCCCAGCCCUGUGUCCCAGGCUAGCCUGGCGCAUAGGAGGGAAAGAGCCUGGGAGAGACGCUCUCGCCCACUUGGGGUUUGAGACACAUAUCGUUUUAUGUUCACCUCCUAAUGGCAUGGAGACUGGUGAGCUAUGGUGCCGAGGACUCAAUGCCAAGCUUAUAGCUUUCUUCCAGUGGAAAGCUAAGCCCAGUACCUCUGGUAGUCUGGCUGGGAACUGUUACAGGGACAGCUUGGGAAAGGGCCGGGAAAAAGUGAAGAUGGCUUACCAUCACCAAGCUGCUGUAGAGUUCUCUUGUGGGAGCCUGCGCACAGCCCACAGAAAUGGCCUAGAGGAACCGAGGUGACGCCCCCUCCAAGGGGCAGCUUGGAGCCAAAUGCACGAACACCUGGAGGAAUCAUCCACGGAGAUGGAAGAGGCUGCCUGUUGUGUCCGUUCUAGCUGUGUGUGCAUGUGCGAAGGCGUCUCUCCCUGUGCCGGGCCCAUGCCAUGCCCUUACACGUGUGUGUAUGUAUCUGUGUGUGUGUGUCUGUAUGUGUGUGUCUGUCGGUACGCACUUAACUGCUUGAGCUUACUGUGCAUGUGCAAGUCUGGGUUGCAGUCAGUUGUCUUUCAGUCUCAGUGUGCUGGUGCCUCUUUAUUCAGUAGUAAGCAAAAUAUUGUUUCUCCAGGCUUCCCAGGGAGGCCUCUGUCUCUUCUUCCCUGGACUAGCCCCCUUCACUGGGUGACCCUCUCUGCCUAAGGACUCUUCCUUUUUCCCUUACAGCUGACUGCCCUGCCUCACUCCACUCCUCCAUUUCAGACUUUGGAACCAAAGCUGGCACAGAUUGGCCAUUUUUGCUUGGUGCCACACAGUUGCCUGUGGGUGGGGAGAAAAUUUGAGGUCAAAAUACGGGGCAGAUGAAGGGUGGGAAGGGAAUCUUGAGUGGGGUGGGAAGGACUGGGGAAUGGGGUGAGGGAGGUAGUACUGUGCCCAGUGGCGAUUGAAAUCUCAGCCAGACCAGGAAUUUUACCUUCUGCAGCACCAAGAAUUAGCUGUGGAAGGUAAGGACCCAGAACUUUGGAAUCAGAUUGGAGCACCCCAUCCUCCUUUUGUAUCCUAGAUCCUGGAAACAGCAGUGUAUAUUUUUGGUGGCGGCUGGGUUAGUUUUGGGGGUGGGGGGAGGGAAGGGAGGGUACUGCAUGGGUUUUGUUUUACUGGAUUAUUUGAUCAAGGUGGAGGACAUAGGAGAGAUUUGCAUCCAUUUCAGGGGCCCCUAGUAAAGACAGGAAAUAGUUUGACAGGACCCUUUUUAUUUAAUCCGAGCAUAGCAUUUAAUGAAGUCUAGAAGCAAGAUUGUGGGUGGUGAUUUGGCCUGUGUCUCUUCCGUAUAUAAUAACUCUGAAGCCAUAACUUUUAACUGGAGUGGUUUGAUUUUUUUUUUGUUAUUGUUAUUGGGAGGGUCUGGAUUUUAACUUUUUUUAAUAUUGUUAAUUGUUUGUAAAAGAAAAACCUCUCUGUGUGUGAUUACCUCUCAACCUAUUUGUUUUUAAAGAAAUCACUGAAAAAGAGAAACCAUCCAAUCAAAUGCACACAGCUUAAUCACACUGGAACUGUUUGUUAUGUGUACCUGAGCCUGUACUCAGCAUUGAGAACUUCCUCCCUGCUUUGGGGUCCAAUCCUCCUUCCCUUCUCUUCAAUACUACCCUCCCUCCUCCUCCCCCCCAGCUAGAGUGGAGUUUCCUGAACUGUGGCCAGAGCCCUUUACUGGUCAUAUGACUGGUUACACCCUCUCCUGAGCCAGGAGGCGGACCUUACAUGCAGACUGAACAGACUGAUUUUGCGGAAUGGCGGCUUUGGGACAUAAAGACAUUUGGCUUUGAGAGCUUUUGGAGCCAGAGGUUACUGCUCAUAUUUGAAAAAGUCCUUCCUAGCCAUUGCUGGAAUCCUUUAACUUUUUAUCCCUCAAAUUGGCCAAGAGCCAGUUGGCAGCACGUCUUGAGUGCCCAGUGCCCACUUUCUACAGCACCUGUAUGCCAAGGGAGACCACAGAGCAAAGAGAAGACAGCAGCCAAGAUACCAAAGGUGAGAUGUGUGGCCAAGAUUCGCUUAGUGAUCCAAGCCUCAGGUUGGAUCUGGGACCCAGCAUCCCAGAUUAAAUGCCAGCAGGAUUACUUUAAGAGUUACCAAUCUCAAUAGGCUACAUUCAUGCAAAGGUCUUCCCUCCCUUCCUUUCAUUCCCUUGUCUCCAAGGGGAAAGCUCUUUGCCUUUGCUGACCAGUAGAAUCCCAUCUCCUCCCUCCCAGUAGGCCAAUGCCAAAACUGGUAUGGUUGAGGGAGGUAGACCCUCUCCCCAUUAGAUCAUUAGGGUGACUGCCCAAAACCCCUCUUUUUCUUCCUCAUAUUUAUUUUUCUGUUGUGUUACUCCUUUUCUUGCAUUAUGGAGUUUCUCCCCAUUCCCUAAACACUUGAGGCCAUUUGGCCAAAGAUAAAUCUUUUAGCACUUCACUUUGUCAUUAGCAUCAUCAAUUUACCCCACGUCUGGCCUCCAAUUGACCUUCCCCAUAGCUGAGCUUUGGGAGCUGGAAGCCAAGGAUAAUGAUAGGAAUUUAAGACUCCCAAGGCCACAUUUAUAGCUAGCUAGCCUUCAAGGUCUGUCUGAUGCCCUUUCUCCGACUAAUGACAUCCAAGUGGAUCCUGAAGCACUUAACCAGCUCCCCUGGUCGUUUCAUUUUUGCUCACCAUCCCCAGAGUUCAGCCACCUCAGGGGAAGAAUGUGGCAGCUGUUUGGGGCAACCCCACUAAAAUACCACCUGAGAGUUAGGGAGGGACUGAAGCUGUGUCCUUGGAUCAACCAAGGCUAACCUUGAUCCGUAGGAUUGCCCUGCACCUUUGGAUCCUUGAUUCGCAGACCAAGUUCAAGCCCGUUCUUACGUCGCCAUCAAGCCCUGGAACGGCUCCUCGGUACUUGUUUGUUAUUUUGUACAUUUUAUUAGAAAGGACUGUAAAAUAGCCACUUAGACACUUUACCUCUUCAGUAUGCAAAUGUAAAUAAAUUGUAAUAUAGGAAAUCUUUUGUUUUAAUAUAAGAACAAGCCUGUCCAAUUUCUGCUGUACAUUAUUAAAAUGUUUUAUUCACA
Molecule: messenger RNA, 4800 nt
Organism: Trichosurus vulpecula (common brushtail)
Lineage: Eukaryota; Metazoa; Chordata; Mammalia; Diprotodontia; Phalangeridae
Gene: ACVR1B
Product: activin A receptor type 1B
Exons: 9
Coding region: 72-1583 (503 amino acids)
Biological process (GO): protein phosphorylation; cellular response to growth factor stimulus; activin receptor signaling pathway
Cellular component (GO): plasma membrane; activin receptor complex
Molecular function (GO): activin receptor activity, type I; ATP binding; activin binding
Source: RefSeq, a predicted model, not a curated record